ACCCGAUAGAAGUUCAAAUAUGAUCUUCAUAUUAUGAUAUAGCUAAGCGGGCAAUUGAAUACGCUACAUAUUUUUUAUAUUAUUGUUAUAAAUAAUAUAAAAAUGCUUAUACAAUGCCUUUUGCAGAAAUUAAGUGUAUUCGUGAAGUGAGCAGUGAAGAUAAUAACUAUCAAGCUGCAAAUUUAAUCAAAUCUACAGCAAAAAAGUGGAAAACGCAAACUUGUGGAGAAAGAGUUGCGUUUGUUGUACUCGAAUUAAGUAAGCCGCAAAUCAUUACAGGUAUUGAUAUUGGAAAUGAACAUUCAGCUUUUAUAGAAGUAUUGGUAAGCAAUACUAGUUGCAGCGCAAACGAUUUUACCGAAAUUCUGGUGACUUGCUCGUUUAUGACACUUAUAGAGAGCAAAAAUUCGACAAACGUCAAUCGGGUCCGUUGUUUUAAUAAAGACGCUUUAGUACCAACGGCAACAGCUGAAAAGUGGCAGUUUAUUAAAGUGAUUUGCAGUCAACCUUUUAACAAACACGUACAAUAUGGGCUGUCGUUUAUUAAAAUACAUGUCGAUGACAACCAAAAUAAAAAAAUGGCUUCUGAUAAGCCGAAUAUCCAAUUCAACACAAAUAAUGUGGCUAUUACCACUGAGCAACUAAAUACUUCCCAAUUGGGUAAAUUUAGGUUGCGAGAGGAGUCCCCAGAAUCUGAAUCAGAAAACUCAACAUCACUAUUUAAAAGAUGGAAAUCUACUGAAAUGAAUGCUGAUUUAAGAAAAUCUCCUAUAGAAAGAAAAAAUGUGAAAAGAACAGAAGAGCCUGCAAAUAAUAAAGAGGGACCUUUUUGUUUGGAUCGAAAUAGAAAAGAACUUGGAUUUGGUAGUGAAGAUACGAGUGGUGAUGAAAAAAUUUCCAUGAAAAGACAAAGAUUAUUAAAAGCUAUAGAGAUUGAACAUCAAAAACAGCAAAAUAAAACUGAAAUAUCUAAAGUUCCCACCGACAAUAAUAAAAACAUAACGUCUUCUGAAAAGGCAAAGAAAAAACACGAAAAUUACGAGGAGAAAGCAAUGAAGAAACACAAAAAUAUAAGUGAUGGAGUAGUCAAAACUCAUAAUGACAAACCUAAGAUCUUUCGUCCUUUUAAUGAACUACUAAAGGGAACGGUUUUAGUUAUUAGUGGAAUACAAAAUCCAGAUCGAGCAGACAUUCGGGAUAAAGCUUUGUUAAUGGGAGCAAAGUAUAGAGCAGAUUGGGGAACUGGUUGUACACAUUUGAUAUGUGCCUUCAAGAAUACACCAAAAUAUAACCAGGUGAGAGGGAAGGGCAAAAUAGUUACUCGUGCUUGGAUAGAAGACUGCUACAAACAAAAGAAAUGUUUGCCUUGGCGAAGAUUUGCAUUGGAUAGUACCGAUCUUAAUAAACCCGACAGCGAGGAUGAGGUUCUAGAUGAAUCGCUUAAACCUAUUGAAUCAUCGGCCACCAAAAUUAAAUCCAAGGAUCUAGCUUUGAAGGUAUCAAUCCAUCCAUCUAAUAGUUCUAUAGAUGACGCAGUUUCAUCAGGGAGUGAUACAGAUGAUGAUAUUCAACGUGUUUUACAGAGUAAUAUUGCAAAAGAAGCAAAACGAUCCUGUGAAAGAGGAGAUUUUGAUGUAUCUACAGAAGAAGAAGACUUUCUGAACGUGAAGACAAAGUCAGUACAAAAUGCGAAGCUUAAAUAAGAGUUUCUGUAUUUGUAUUCGUUAAAAACUAUAUUUUUAUAAAUAAAGAUCGAAAUUAAUUGAAAUUGAA
Messenger RNA from Zeugodacus cucurbitae (melon fly), 1773 nucleotides. It is a transcript of the gene XRCC1, whose product is annotated as DNA repair protein XRCC1. Gene Ontology annotation, biological process: single strand break repair; double-strand break repair via nonhomologous end joining; base-excision repair. Gene Ontology annotation, cellular component: nucleus. The transcript has 6 exons. Lineage: Eukaryota; Metazoa; Arthropoda; Insecta; Diptera; Tephritidae. Gene Ontology annotation, molecular function: damaged DNA binding. Bases 114 to 1703 code for a protein of 529 amino acids. The record is from RefSeq and is a predicted model, not a curated record.